UUUCCAGAUAACCUACCAUGCUCGGUGGCGCUGCAGCCUGGACCCUCCGAUGUGGGAAAGAAAUGUGCGGUGGAGUUUGAGGUGAAAGCUUUCUGUGGAGAGAACCAAGACGAGAUGAUCGACAAACAGAGUUCAGUCCGUCUGUCGAUUCGUAAGAUCCAGUACAGUCCAGAGGACACCAAAAUAGUUCCGGUGACAGAAACAACUUUUGAGUUCCUGAUGUCCGAGAAACCGCUGCACAUCAAGCUGAGCAUGCCCAAAGAGACCUUCUACCAUGGGGAAGCGGUCAGGGUUCAUGUAGAAAUUACUAACUCAUCCAGCAGGAACAUCAAAGACAUCAGCGUGUCAGUCGAACAGGUGACCAACGUGGUUCUUUAUUCAAACGACAAAUACGUCAAAUCUGUGGCCAAAGAGGAGACCAGCGACUCAGUGCCCUCUGGGACAAGUCUGAAGAAGGACUACACUCUGUAUCCUCUGCUGGCUCACAACAAGGACCGCAGAGGACUCGCUCUGGACGGACGACUCAAACAUGAAGACACCAACCUGGCUUCAUCCAGCAUAGUGAAGCAGGACAUCCUGAAGGAGGUCCAGGGGAUGCUGGUGUCCUACAAGGUCGUCCUCAGGAUGAUCGCCUCAGGAAUGGUCGCGUCCAGUGAGGUGUCUCUGGAGCUUCCAUUCAAACUGAUGAACCCGAAACCUGAACCAGACAAAGAGAGUGAACCAGAGGACAUGGUGUUUGAGGAGUUUAAACGAGUCUACCUGAAGGGGGUCGUCUAUGGAGACGACGACGAGUCUCCCUCUGAGGCCUGAACCUCAGACUGUCCCUGUCUGA
This is a messenger RNA of Plectropomus leopardus (leopard coralgrouper), 832 nucleotides long. The record is from RefSeq and is a predicted model, not a curated record. Lineage: Eukaryota; Metazoa; Chordata; Actinopteri; Perciformes; Serranidae.